AUGAAAUUUCUAUUUCUAUUUUGGAGAUUUUUUCUUGGCUCUUUCGCCUUUGAGAUAACAAAAACUUGCCCGGAUUUGGAUUUGGGAACUGAGUGCGACGCGUCAUGCAGGUUUGAAUUCAUCCAGUGUCGCGAAAAUUGCGCAGAUGCGAUUUGUGAGAAUGAGUGCGUCGCAACUUACACAGCCUGCUCUGCUGGAUGUCCUUGCUACAGUAAUUGCCCAGAUGGCUGCGAAAACUGCGAACAUCCUAUCUGUUACUGCAAGAGCCCGCAAAUAGACAAUCCGAAUUACCAGCGUUGUGUAAAAGAUGCCCGCGAUGAGUUCGAUGAGUGCGUUGAAGACUGCUCUGCUGCUCAAACUUGCUUUGAAAGUUGCUUUGAGUUCUUUCAAAAUGCCACGGAUAAGUGCCCUUGCAUGAGUGCUUGUCCCAACGGUUGCCCUUGCGAUGGUCAGCCUGGCUAUCAUUGCGAACCGUUCAUUACCCAUAUUUGUCAACGAACAACCGAAAACUGGUCAACUUUUCCGAGCUACGUAAUUUCUGCUGAUGGUCAGUUCAAAGAAGACAGAUUCUACUUUCAACCUGAAACUGAUAAACAAAAUUAUUUGGAAACGACACUUCAUGCGUCUCUCAACGGAAUCAUAUAUUUAUUUGGCGGAAAGUCUAAUAGGAAAAAAAUCGCCAAAAUCGAUGGAUGUACGAUCGAAGAGUUGCCUGUAGUACUUACCUACAACUACGACCACCACAGCAGCAUAGUCACAGUCCCAACGAACCCAAAUGAAAUAAUGCUUUGCGCAGGUCGUGACCAGAUAUCAGGUCCUUAUACAGUAUGCGAAGAUUUUGACGGAGAGAGGACUGUGGUCAGUCCGUUUACUCUGAAUUCGGAGCAUGAUACUGGAUGCAUGGCGUUGUACCAAAAUCUCUAUCCAAUUAUAAUCGGCGGCGGGCCAAACUCGCAUCCUCUAUCUGACAAAGUGGAAAUGCUCGGACUUAGUGGCUGGCAUUACGAGGCGAAUCAUCCACGCGCUCUCCGAAGUAUGGCCUGCAUUGCCUUUGAAGAUGGAACGCUUACGAUUGGCGGAGAUUUGACUGUCGACAAUAUUCAAGACAGAAAUUUCAUAAAUGAUGUUUAUCACUUCGUCAACGGAGUUUGGAAAUUUGCUGGAAAGCUUCAACAACCUAUUGGGAUGCCAUCAGUCAUCGCUUUUGACGACUACUUUAUCUCCUUUAGCGGCUUUCACUCAAAUUUUACCGGAGAGUAUCCAGUUGAAAGAGCGAAUUGGAACGGAACUCACGUGACUUCUACAACCAUUCUCACAACUCACGAAUACGAGUGUCACAAACCAAUCCUCUUCGAAUCAGCACCAGAUGUUUGUUCUGACUCCUGCGAUGACUUGUGCCAGGACUUUUGUUUUCCAACUGUUGAGCUUUAG
Molecule: messenger RNA, 1431 nt
Organism: Oikopleura dioica
Lineage: Eukaryota; Metazoa; Chordata; Appendicularia; Copelata; Oikopleuridae
Source: the annotation of a GenBank genome assembly